Molecule: messenger RNA, 528 nt
Organism: Geodia barretti
Lineage: Eukaryota; Metazoa; Porifera; Demospongiae; Tetractinellida; Geodiidae
Source: the annotation of a GenBank genome assembly
AUGGUCAGGAUCACAUAUUAUGUGGCCGCCAGUCUUGACGGCUUUAUCGCAGACGCCGCCCGCGGCGUCGAUUGGUUGCCCCAGGGUAAUUCGGACGACUACGGCUACGCCGGAUUUUAUGCCGGCGUCGAAACCCUGGUCAUGGGCCGCCGCACUUAUGACCAGGCGUUGACCUUCGGAGACUGGCCUUACCCCGGGAAAACGGCCUACGUGUUCACCCGUACUCCGCCCUCGGAUGGCCCGCCGGAGGUGCGGUUCGUACAGGCCAAUCCCCCAGACUUCGUCCGCGAUAUUGAGGAGCGCCACUCCGGCGCCGUGUGGCUGGUGGGCGGCGCCGACCUGGCCGACCAGUUUCGGCAGGCCGGGCUGAUUGACGAAUAUCGGGUCUUCGUGGUUCCGGUUAUCUUGGGACAGGGUGUUCCUUUGUUCGGUGGCCCGGGCGCACCCACCGUCCUCCAAUUGGAAUCGGCGGACACCCACGUUGAUGGUCUGGUGGAACUUCGCUAUCGCGCUUCCGAAACGGUUUAG